AAUGUGKAAAUGGCCAUCCUACAUCGUAUUUGAAAAUACAGAAUAAGCAGACUGACUGGAUUUUAACUAAACUAAUCAUUUAACACAUUUGCCARUGAGAAAGAUGCCAGAAUAAGCUCGGCUAGCUUGAACGAGCUAGCAUAGAUGCUUCUCGGAGGCCAUAUUUUCUAGAAAUGUUAGCUUCUGUUGUGUUCAGAAUAAUGUUAACGACACGUCUGUGAGUGUUAACAUAACAAGUGCGACAAUUUGGUCGUAGUUCAGCUGGGUGACACGUUUAACUAUUUGUUUUGACAAAAAAACUACUCGACGAACAACCGCAGCACCAGGAGCUAGCAUUAGCAUUGCUAGCAGUCCGGAUGCUAACGUGGAGUUGUUUGUGCUUCAGCAUGGCAGUCGUCAUCCGUUUACAGGGACUAAGUGGGACGGCAGGUUCUGGGGAUAUUCGCCGGUUCUUCACUGGCCUCAAAAUCCCAGACGGAGGUGUGCAUAUAAUCGGUGGGAAACAAAACGAAGCUUUCAUUAUUUUUGCUUCAGAUGAAGAUGCAAGAAGAGCCAUGACACGGUCAGGGGGCUUAAUAAAGAACUCUCCUAUAACAUUGCUGUUGAGCAGCAAAGCAGAGAUGCAGAAACUGCUGGAAAGAACUGCGGCAGAAAACAUGGUGCUGGAUCCAAAAAGAGAAUUUGAAGAUCGAGGUAGACAACCUCAACGAUGUGUGCACCCAGAGGAGGGAACAGGAUCCAGCAGCCAAUCUGGUUAUACCCCUGAUGAGUCCCAGCAUCAAAGCCCUUCAACCACAGAGGGUUUUUUUGGUGUAUUUCUCAAAGGUCUGCCAUAUUCUGUGACUAAGGAGCAACUUUAUGAGUUUUUUUAUGGUCUAAGCAUUGAGGAUGUUCUGCUGUUAAGACACCCAAGUGGACGAUUGAAUGGAAUGGGCUUUGUCAAAUUUUUCACAAGGCAGGAUGCAGUACAGGCCUUAAAAAGAGAUAGGCAAUACAUUGGAACCAGGUUCAUUGAGGUUUUGAGAACAUAUGCCCACAACUGGCAUAGUGCUGUUGAGCAAAUGCAAAUGUUUUCAGACAAAGUGGAGGAUACCAACAAAGUUGAGGAAACCAACAAAAUGGAAAAUAUAAACAAAGGUGACUACUUUCAACAAUGGAGAUCACCCGGUUACAACCGGACAAAUCCACCACGCGAUCGGUCACGGUCACCUGUGUACCAAAGGGAUAAUGCUACAUCUGAUGGAGAAUACUGUGUGAUGUUGGAGAAUCUGUCCAUUUCAGCCGAAAUAGGACA
Messenger RNA from Austrofundulus limnaeus, 1294 nucleotides. It is a transcript of the gene rbm12bb, whose product is annotated as RNA binding motif protein 12Bb. NCBI's taxonomy places the organism in Eukaryota, Metazoa, Chordata, Actinopteri, Cyprinodontiformes, Rivulidae. Gene Ontology annotation, molecular function: RNA binding. The record is from RefSeq and is a predicted model, not a curated record.